Messenger RNA from Poecilia reticulata (guppy), 11986 nucleotides. The record is from RefSeq and is a predicted model, not a curated record. Lineage: Eukaryota; Metazoa; Chordata; Actinopteri; Cyprinodontiformes; Poeciliidae.
AGAACAAAAAUACUGAACGCACAGACUACAUGACAUGUUACAUUUCAGGGGUCCAUUUUAGUUCGAUUCUAACAAAGUUAUCGGGUUAUAGGCCAAAAUCUGCAUUUCCAUUGACAUUACAUUUAGAGGAUGUUAACUGAAGGCAUUGACUGCCUCUAAUGACCACGACGUUUUAUUUUGAACCCCACAGCCGGAAGUCAUUUUCGAGGACACGAUGCCAGUUGCAAGCGAGCUCUGACACUGAGAUGCAGCAGAUACACAAGUAUUUGGACUAAUUGUUCUUAACUGGAUUUGGGGACAUCAUUGAUGUCUACAUGUACCAACAAACAUGGCAGAGAGAAAGGACAAUGAGGUGGAGGAGGCAGACCAGAUCUUCCUGCUCAUGAAGGAGGACUAUCGGAUAUCCAGGAAUGUGCGUCUAGCAUGGUUUCUCAGGAAUUUGAAUCAGAUCAUCUGGCCAGCCUCUACAUCUGAAUUGCAAAACUCUGAAAAUGAGUUGGAUUUGGCUGCUGUCCAACCGAAGGGAUGGCAGCCAGAUUCCAUCCCAACUACAGCCCCCUGUGUUUUGAUGCCAUCCACCCGGGCAACCUUUCUGGCCCGCAGGUAUCGCUUCAUCAUUGAACUGGACCUCAGCCCUUCCACAGGGAUUGUGGAUGACAGCACAGGAGAGAUGAUCUUUGAUGAAGUGUUUCAUGCAUUGUCUAAGUGCCUGGCUGGACUGGCUCAACCAUUUAAAGUUCCUGGAACAGAUCAGCUUUUCAAGCCCAAGAUCUUCAUCACCAUUUUGGUUUAUUCAUCAAUAAUUGGUCUUUCUUCUCACCAGGUUUUGGUACAGGGAUGCCAGCUUGAUAACGCAAACCUGAAUGAGUUCCUACAUCAGAUCUAUCAACAGCUCAGAUCUCUGGAGAGCAACACAGCAGAAGUCCUGCAUCAGCAGCAACAACAGUUUGUGGAACCAGGACAAAGCUUAAAUCACCAUAACAACUUGGAAGACCAGCCGCAUAAGAAGCAGGGAAUGUCCAUGGUGUCUGCUGAUAUGGGUCUUGUCAGCAUGGUACGCCAGGGAAUCCUCGCCCUUCAGCUUCUGCCCUCAAAUUCCAGUGCAGGCAUCAUCAUAAUCACUGAUGGGGUGACAAGUGUUCCUGAUGUGGCUGUGUGUGAAACAUUGCUGAACCAGCUCAGAAGUGGAACCAUUGCUUGUUCCUUUGUACAGGUUGGCGGUUCAUACUCAUAUGACUGCAGUUUUGGCUACAUCCCAAACGUAGAACUGAUGAAGUUCAUAUCUUUGGCCACCGUUGGGUCCUAUUUGCCCAGUUGCCCUGAAGUUGACCAAAACAGCCAAGAAAUGAAUGCCUACCACAGGGCCUUCCUAACCUACACUUUCCUCAAGACCCCAGAGUCCAUGAACUCUGAGUACUUCUGUGUUUCCCAGGACAAACUGUUCAAUGAGCACCUAGUGUCAGCCAGUGGUAAUCCAGCCCUGGUCAUGCGGAGGAAAAAGCACACAGAGAAAGAAGUCCAUGCACAUUUAAUAAGUGUGGUUUCAGUGCGACUGAGAGAAGGCUACACCAUCAGAGACAUCAGCCUCACCAAAGGAGGGACCCAACUGGAAGUGAAGUUGGCUUUGCUGUGGAAACAUAACAUGCAUAUUGAGUACCUAGCAGCUGCCACUUGGCCUUUGGACUCGUCCAACAGAAGCACUAAGGUGGAGGUGACAAUGGAAGGCUGCUAUGACAUCCUGCAUGAUAUCAGCUGCACACAGCGGAAGCCCAUCACCAGUCCAUACCGCACUUCUGUCAUCCGGCGCUUCUGGAACACACUUCAGAGCAUCAACCAAACUGAUCAGAUGUUGGUGCAUCUGCAGUCAUUCAAUUCAAUCCCCGAGAACUACAGGAUUCCAGAGAGCACCAAAAACGGAGUCCCUUUAUUCUACAUCCCUCCUGGCUCUACAACUCCGGUUUUGUCUUUGCAGCACAGUGGAUCCAAAGACCCAUCUCAGUCCCAGUUUGCAUCAUACUGGAAACCCAUCCUCUCUAUGGACACAAACUUUUGGCAACGAUGGUUACACAUGCACCGGAUUGCUAUUAUCCUUGAACAUGACUUGCCUGUUCCCAAACACCUGCACACAGCUGGAAACAAUGGCCGCUAUAGCACCAUCCAGUGUCGCAUCUCACACUCUGCUCUCACAUCCUUGCUGAGGGACUGCAGUAGCUUUGUAUUGGUGGAAGGUUACUCAUAUGUCAAACUGAUAUACAGUUCAUCGGAUCAAAUUCCCACAUCCUUUUAUCUUGUCCGUCUGAUCUCUAAGACACCCUGCAUGGUUCUGCGCCUGGGCUUUCCCAUUGGGACACCAGCUAACAUUAGAAACAAGAUUGUGGAUGAGCUGCGAGAGCAAAUCCUGAAGCUUCGUUUCCCUCACCGUGUUCAGAACAAAGAAGCAACACCGAAGGCCAAGAGGAAGACAGUGGGCCAUGUGUCUCCAUCUAAAUCUCCCCUGGUUCCCGUGGCCAAGCCUGCUCUGUCAGAUAGACCCUGUGUGGUGGUCCUCAGUAAGCCUCUUGAGAAGUUGCUGAUAAGGUAUGAGAAACUGCCUGAGGACUUCAGGACUCCCUUUAUUUUCAGCAUGGAGAAUUUCCCAGUGCCCUUCAACAGCACUGUGCCCCUCAGCAUGGCAGCCAACCGAACAGCCUCAUCAACCCUGGCCUCGCUAUCACGUUAUUUCUUACACCGGCGGUGGGUGUGGGGAGUACAGAGCAGCCAUGGACCUGCUGUGACCAUGCAGGCUAUCGCUCACAUCCUGUCGAUGCUCUCUGAGAUUCGCCUAUCGGAAGGUUUUCACUUUGCCUCUAGUGGGGAGGGCAUCAUAAACAUGGUGAUUGAGCUGCCAAUGAAGAUCAUGUCAGGCAACAGAGAGCAGGAGAGUCACUCUUGUAUUGUUCAGUACAUUCUGUUUCCACCUCACUCAACCUUUAGCAAGGACAGCUUUUCUACAGAUGAUGACAAUGACACAGAGGUGGAAGCUGUGGACAUGGACACAGAGCUUAACCUGGUGACAGAAUGUUGGGUAGAACCACAGAGUGGCUCGGUGAUGAACUGCAUGGAUCAGCAGCGACAUUUCCAGGGCCUCGUAUACCAAGACAUUCCACAAGCCAUUUUCCCAAGGGAUCUGGCAUGCAUGUCCACCAUGAUGACAUUUGAGUAUUUAAAUCAGCUGUGUCAAAAUAAGGACCAGACCUGCUCUCUCCCCACUGCAAACAAAGUAGUCCAAGGAGAUGGAACAUUAUCUGAGGACAGCAUCCAAAUGGUUCCCUUCCAGUUUGAUCUUAUCCAACUUCUUCCAAGUUGUCAGCAGGUUGAACUCUUCUUCUUCACAUUCAAUACAGGUGUAGCGAAUGAAGAUCUUAUUCAUAGCACCUCCAGUCCUCCCAAUGAGUUCCUUCUCAGCCUCUUCCACACCAGCCUGGAGCAGGAACUCAGUGACAGAGAGGUCCCGUUAGCUGCAGCUGACUGUUCUGCCUUUGUGAAUCACAUUUUAGAGCGAGAGAGAGAUGAUCAUAUCCCUCCUUUCUCUUUGUCUCUUAUUAAAGAAGAAUUCAUUAAACCUACAGAGAGAAAAGACACCAUUGCUGGCAGCAAGGAGGUCUUGGGAUCUACAAGCACUUUACAGAGUUUCAGUAAUGCAGACCUUGUUGAUGAGGAACCUCUGCUGUUAGAAAGAAGCUCAUUCGUACCACAGUGGAGGUGCUAUGCCAAGUACGUUAACUCCCAGCAGCUCCUCCUCACAUUUCUUCCUGCCACCUUUGCAGACGUUCUUAUGUUGAUGGCAUCAACAUUGGAGACUGAGCCUAGAAGCACUGUCAGUAUGCAAGAGGAUGAUACCUUGACUCCCAGCAAUAAAUCUCAGGCUGACUCCCUGUCAGGUUCCACCAGUGGCCCUGAUAAGUCAGAGUCUGGCUACAGCCUGGUCUCUAAGCUGCACAGGAGCUCCAGCUGUGGCAACUUCUCAGGCAAGUCGUCUCUCCUUACAUCUCCAUCUGAGAGCCACACUGGGCCUAUGGACUUGCUGCAUGUGGAAUCUGAGAGUUUAGACAGUAGACUAUCCGAAACAGAUACUGGGACACCAUGCUCAGAUCCUGGAGGAAAAGAAGGAGUCCAGUUUUCUGAACCACAGAAGGAGGAUUUUCGCAUCAGUUUCAGCAGGCAGGUUUCCCAACAGAGCACUAGUGACAGCAGUCAUUUAAGGUGUCCAGUUUAUGUCUACAACUGCUCACUGGAACACCUGAAAGAGCAACUAAUACACCCCAACUCAAAUUGCCAACCUAAGGACAUCUUUUUCAGGUCAUUAUCUCAAGACCGCAACAGUCCAUCCCCCUGGACAGACCUCCUGUCUCAGCCUUACAAACAUAAAGAGCUUGCUAAUUACUGCAGCCUGCUCCAAGAACAUUACCACCAGAGUUAUGUUAAAGGUGUGUUCCGUAGCCUGCAACAAUCCUACAGCAUAAGCUCCCAGGACAUCCUCAUGGCAAUGGAUUACUGUGAAGAGUCGCUGCAGGAGAUCGACGUCACAGCUUUCCUAAAAACUCUCUGUGGUCACAUGCGGGUUUUUAGGGAGAGUGGCAAAGCCCAGAGACUGGGAGGAGGUCUAAAACUUUUAAGAAGACCUGCCACCUUUUGUGUUGGAGAGGUUCAGGAGGAGCGAGCAGAAACAUGCAGUAGGCCUGAAAUGGAGGAUAGUUGUGAAGCUGAAUCUAAAGGGAAGGCUUCUCAGUGGAUCCUGGAUGAGUCCAAAAUACCGGCAUUCCCUCUGACCCUGCUACGAACACAACCCGAUUGUGAAGUAUACCCAGAUUUGCACAAAAUCAUUCAGGACAAGUUCCUGAUGAUCCUGUCGCAGUAUUUUAAAAGUGUACCAUCAAACCCAUACUACUACUUCUAUUUUCCUCCAUCAUCCAAGAAAGAGGUGGAGUCUGAGGAUGAUGAGACUGAAAGAAGACUUAAUGAAGAGCUAGUUUCAGAGACAGAGCCUACAAGUGAAGAUGAGAAUGUGUCGGGUUGUUGUCUGAUGGAGAGUGACACAGACCUGGUGGUUGAGUAUGAGGACCAUGUAGGCACCAGCUCACAGGAAGAGGGUGAAGAAUGCUCCCAAUCCGACUCCAAUACUGUCAACCAGGACCAAGACUCCUUCAGCAUCCUGGAUGGAGAGUCUCUCCUAGAGGCCGAGGGGCCGCAGCUGGACAUGCCACCACUGUUUCUUCACUUCACUUGUUCUGUCAACAUGAACAGCAGCCAUGGUUCUAUGCCUAUUCAGACUCUUCCCACAUGCCUUGGUGAAAUGAUCUCCUGUCUGGAUAACGUGGAGACAUUACAGUCUGUUGAUCUGACUGAGCUUUCAGUAACUCUGGAUGUGUUUGUGCUGACUCUGCCCCUGGAAAUUGAAUUUAUGGCUGAUUACCAUCAUAACAGGUCAGUGGAAGAGAGCAAAGCCUGGAUUUUUCAAGAGCUAGGAAACAUUUAUUACCCAUGAAAGCUGUCAUAUUUUUUUAGAGCUACUUUCUUUCUAUUGUGUGUGGUCUCUGGCGAUCCCUUAUCCAAAUGUCCUCUUCCUCACAAAUUAGCAAUUCUGGCCACACUUGAUGAGAUCCGCUGGCUGCUGGAGGAUGAGAUUGUUUCUGCUCUGUGUCACUCUCGGGUCAUCAACUCAGCCACACUGCUGAAAGUCGCAGAGCAUGUUUUACGCUCCAGCGGACGACCGCACUGCCACUGUGAAGAUGUUCCGCUUCAGUUUGUCUUCGGACCUGAGCAGUCACUGGAAAAAUUCAAAGAGGAGUUCUGCAGAUUGUCAUUCUCUGGCUACAUUUUGAAUGUAGUGCAGGACAACUUCUACUACAUGUCCCUGAGUAGAAAUCACCCACAGAGGAUCCAGGCCACAAAGAGGUUAUCUGAGACAACCACAACCUCACCACAAGACAACCAUAGAGCUCACAUAGAACCUAUGAUGUUGGAGAGUGAACUGGAGUCUGGAAACAACAAAGAGAGUGAAGACAGGAAGACCUUCAAUCUUCACACAGAUGCUUAUGGGGACACAACUGCAGCCGAAGCCGGAGAAACGGUCCAAGCCAAGAAGUUAGACUCUGAAGAUAUUUCUAGUACAGUGAGGGACCAGAGUCAGCCUAGUCCUCCCCAGCCCGAUUCCUGCAAUCCUGAGUCCAGUUCUCCUCCAAAAACAGCAUCCAGUGUCAGCCUGUCUGAUUCUGCUCCGUCAGCCUCUCUGUCUCAUAGUUGCAGCAGACUAAAGCCAAGUCGUGUCCAGAGUGUUGUCUCCAGCCAGGGCAGUCUGGACUCAGACAUGCAGGGUUAUGAUGGUGGCAGCAGUGACUCUGAGUCUGAGAGUCCUGUCCCUGAUGAUCAGGAGGGUCAGUCACCGUCAAUGCCAGACUUCUGGCUCAUUGUUAACAUCCAUCAGGACAGAGUGAAGGUGUACUCUCAUGCCAGAUCCUUGAGUGAAGAAAAAGACAUUGAUGUGGAACAGCUAGAAAGGAAAGUCGAACACGAGCUUCCUGAAUUCUUAGAAAUGCAUCAAACUGUGGUCCGGAGGAUUGGUGAAGUUUGCAGGAUUGUAAAUCAGCGCAUGCUGCUCCAGGACCUGCAUGAUAGCCAUGUAUGUAACACACUGUUGGUGGCAGAAAGUGAGGAGGAUAUCUGGAAGAAUGACUCUCUCUUCAGGCAAAGGCAGAACACCACUGAUGACUACAACACAGAGGAGAGCUACCAGGCCAGAGAUUACUUGGCAGCCACCAUGCAAUUUAUCCCUGGGCAUUUUGCAUGCGACAUUGUGUGGAGUACAGUUAUCCACAUCCAUCCACGCCUUAAGAUGGGACCCAACAUGGGGGUGUCCAGGGCUAUCCAGGCCCUUCGCUCUGUGCUGAACUCCUUCUCUGUAGUUAAUAGAAAAAACAUGUUUGUCUACCAGGAGCGCACAACUAAAUCAGUCUUCUAUCUCAGACUCUGUGAAACCUCACUAAAAGGCAAGUACUCAGACCUGGAUGGAAACCUUCAUCCAACUCGCUCAAUGGGGCUCAUUAGAAGUCAAGAGCCUUUAUAUCCUGAAGACAUAACGGGCUCCAGAUCUUCUUUGGAAGGCUCUCGACCAGUAGGACAAGUGGACAAACACAUCCUGCUUCUGGUGCAUGGAGUGGGAAAUGCAGGUCCAGAAAUCACAGAUGAACUGGUCAAGGUGCUUCGGAAGCGCCUGGAUGAAACCACCUUGGACAUCAUAACAGUUAUGCUUGUUAGAAACUGCAAGCUAACUCCUGCUGAUGUGGAGUUUAUCCAGCCAUCAGGAUCUCCUCCCACUGGAAUCAUGACCUUCAAUCUUCCAACAUAUUGUCUUCCCUGGCUGCCCACACUGGCUCACUACCUCAGACAGAACCUGCUUAUCUUCCUGCAUAUACCCAAGUACACUGACAGCAUUACUGUACACCAUUUCAAGAGGUCAGAGGAGAAUGGCCAGACUGGCAUUGCCUGCAUUGCUCUUUCAUUUGUAGAUGCUCAAGGUUGCCCCUUUAGGGUUGCAGCUCAUGACUGUUCUUCUAUUCUAAAAUAUGAGCCCUGCUCCAUCCCUCUUCACCCAGAACAUUUUGAGGAGCUGACAACUGUGAUUAAAGCGGAAGCCAUCAACAUAAACCAAACUUCAGCAGCCCAACUAAACGUGCGCUUUGAUAUUUGGGAACAAGGGAACAUCAGCCCCUUACAGCUGAGUGAUAAACUGCAAGGGGCGCUGCGCCAUGCACUCUGUGAUGCCAUCAUGGAACUGAGAGUCUUGCGAAAUCCUCUUUGUCUUGGUGUCACAGCGAGCUCAGACAGAGGUCAGAGAGAAGGAACUAAAGGACACGACACAUCUCUGUCUGAGGUGAAAGAAAAGAAGGACAGCCCCAGGCAACGUAGUGGCUCACGGAUCUUUAAAAGCGGCCCUUCUCCAAUCACCUUAAUCCAUUCAGCAGGUGUCAACCCGGUGAUGGGGACCAGCACACCAGAAUCUACUACUCCUACUAAUAAAAGCUCACGCCGGAGCUUUUGGGAUAUUCUGAGUAAACCCGACUCAGCAGAGCUUGGGAGCCCCAAGACAACUGAUGACAUUGUUCAAGAAAAGGGAGAAGAGGGCAGAGCAGCACGGCGAAGACACAAGACGGAGAACGUAAAGCAGCAGUGGAGUCAGGAGAGAGCUGUGGCUGUGGAGCUUGAGCAAGCUCAAAGGAGGCAGGUGUCUCAGUUGGAAGAGGGAGAUGCAGGCACUUUACACCCUGUCUACCAAGAUACUUGCCAGUCUUGGAUCACGUUUAUGGCCAGACUUGGCUGCCCCUCCAUCCAACAUUGCACGGCUGAAAUUGCAUCCAACUUCCUGCUGCCUUCCAUUUUGACAGAGGUCAUCAAUUUGGUCAGUUCUUUGGCCAGUGACACAACAGUGAAAUCAUUUGAAAGGAUGAGCUGCCCCAGCGGAGAUGUGUUUUUUCCAUUCCCUCUUGUCCAGCACCGCAGCCACUCUCCUGACGCUAAAAGAAGCUUCAUUCUCAUUGGGCGAAAUUUCUACCAGUGGCACUGCUGCACAGAGCAAGAAGACAGUUCAGAUGAGGAAAGCUCCCCAGGGCUAAAUAGGUUCACACCUCACAAGGGCUUCCAACGGUUUGAGGCUCUGGAGCAGAGCGAUCUGAUGACUCCUGGCCAUCCUGAAGCAGGACAAGCUCCCCGACAGAGAUUCCUAUUCAUCAGCAUCGCAGAGAAAAAGGUGACUCUGUACAGUUAUAACUGGUCUGUGGACCUGGGUGCAUCUCUGAACCGUGACCUGGUUCGCCUUGUGAAAUGGCAGAAUGCGAGGGCUCAUGUUGUUCACUGCCUGUUCAGCCAAAAGAUGGGCCUCUUCCAUCACUAUUGCUUCUCUGAUCCACCUCUUCAGGAACUGGACUCCAAGCUGGAUCCUAACCCAUUCCUUAGCCCUUCAAUGGAGCCUGAUGCCUUGCUUCGUAGUGCAGUUGCCCCUUUGCCCAGCAAGGAGCAGGGGAGACUAGGAGGUUCAGGCCGAAGUCUUGCUCCACUCCAUUUCCCCUCUGAGCUACUUCCCUUCGAUGAGGCUCUGAGGGAUGUCUGCACCAUCCGACCCUUGACAGAAGGAGAUGUAGUGGUUCGACAUAGUAACCAGCUUUUGGAGAUGAAGACAGCUGAGCGCAGAGAAAUGGAGAAGCAGAUGAAGAUUGAAAACUUGUUUGUCACUUGGCAGCAGAGAUCAGCACAGUCUAACAUGCCCAUAUCUGGAACAGAUUUGGAGACUCUGAAGCAGUCAUCAAGGCUUGUCCACUACUGUGCCACCCCACUUCUCUUUGACCCCGGCUUCCGUAAGCAAAUUCAAGAGGAACCAACUCAGACUAUUGUAAAGAAAAGGCAUCGCUCCAGUGACUCCACAUCGUCAGGUCGAGACCGAAGCUACAGCACUGAUUCAGCCGACAUGCUUCCAAGCCGAAUAAAAGAGGAGCCAUGGCUGCUUGAGAUUUCUAACAACUUCCUUCAGCAGUACAUCCAGUACCUGCAGAGCAUGGGCUUCAUUCUAGUCCAGGUCCGGCCUCCAUCCCCCGCUCGCAGUAUUGCCAGAGCCCGUGCUGCCAUGCUGAGCUCCGUGUCGUUGGAAGGAAGGAUGUCCUUUUCUUAUGUCAAGCAGAAGAGUGAAGACAACCCUAAGACUUCAGGAUCUGGCACGACUUCCUAUCACCUCCAGAGAGCGCUGCCGGGUGGGAUCGUGUUGAUGGAACUGGCUUUUCAGGGGUGUUACUUUUGUGUAAAACAGUAUGCACUGGAGUGUUCCCGCAUCCCCAUGGGCCAAACAGUCAACUCCCAGGGCACCCACCUCACCAAACUUCGUUGCAAGCCGUUUCCAGAUGCCUCACCAAUAUGUGACUGUGCGCUGUCCAUGCUCUUCACUGAGGAGUGUGAUAAGGUGCGGGACCUGAUGCACAUCCACUCCUUCAGCUAUGACUUUCACCUGCGUGUGGCUCACCAGUACUUGGUUGGAUGCCACAUGACACUUCGCCAGGGCUACCAGCUUACGGACUUUCUUGAUGACUUCAUCUGCCAUUACCCAGAUAUUCCCAAGUUUGGCCGCAAUCACAUCUUUCAAGGAAGCUUUUCAGUCUCCACUGGGAUAAUAACAGCUCACCAGCUCUACAACUAUAUCACUGACCACACCAGCACUUACGGCAUGAAGCCUCUCCGCAUGUCAAAGACUGCAGUUGCUACUGACAACAAAAAAGGGAUGGCUGACCUCCAUGAAUAUGCACUGGUGGCUCUGUGGAACAGUUCGGGCUCCUACAAGGACCUGGAGGGCCUCCACCACCAUGAUGAUUUUGACGUGUCUCUGGUGGUGUGCCACAAUGCUGUUCCAUUUGAGGAGCAGUCAGAUGGGGAGAGGCAUUUGCUAAGGUUGCGAUUCUAUGUAAUCAUGACGAGUCAAAGGGAGCUCUUCCCCCAUCUCACCGCUGAUAUGCGCCGCUUCAAGAAGCUCCCUCAGAUUUACCGUGAUCCAAAUGAGCAGGGUAGUCGGCUCCCCCGCGAUCGAGCAGAGAGCACCGGGUCAAGUGGAGAUGGCCAUGAUCUGUGGGAGGAAAGGUCAUCUGAAGCUGCCACUAUCUCAGCCCCUAGUGAUGGCAAUGAAUUUUAUCCUCUGACAGGGGCUGGGCCAGGGAGUCAGGGGCUGGUCUACAGCUCCCCUCUAUUCCCUUUGCUCAACAAUGAGGUGGCUCUGGCUCGCAAACAGAUCCAAGCCAGUGUGGAGCAGGCCAUGGGUCACUGCCGCCGGGAUAACCUGUGGAGGAGGCUGUUCCAUGGAGAUCAUGUGUCCCUGGACAAAUUAAAGCUGGCCAAGCUGUCAUUCACAGAACUGGAGGAGCUGCUGCAGGCAGUUCAGAGCCAUUCAGUGGGGGACAUUGACCCACAGCUGGAUUAUUUCCUAACCAUGAGUCCAGCAUGGUACCAAAGUCUGAUUAAGGUUCUACUCAGUCGAUUCCCUCAGAGCUGCAGACACUUUGACGAUAAUGGCAUCCAGUAUCUGGCCGUCCUUAACCAGAAGUUCACAGAUUGUUUUGUUUUGGUUUUUCUGGACACCCAAGCAGGAAAAACGAGCUUAAAGGUUGUAUUUCGGGAACCACUGCCGUCCCAGCAUCAGGCCAGCAGCAGUCCACCUCCUCAGCUGGUGUCUAUGUACCACCAUCUGGAAUCUGUCAUCAACACUGCCUGCUAUAACCUCUGGACAGGACUAUUAUAAAACUGACAGCAAAAUUCAUGUGCAUAAGUACUUUAUGACAUCAUUCAUAUAUUCUAUUACGCCUAGAAAUGUUAGGAAAUAUCAGAGAAAUGUGUGUACCUAAAGUCCUACUGCCAUAUUGGUGCCAUGAAGUGCCUUCAUCUGUUUUUCUUCUUCUGUUCUCCUAAAUGUGUAGAGGGCAGAAUCGAUUGGUUUUGCAUAAUUAAACCUGAUGUAAUUAGUAGGUUUACAAAGCUCUAAUCAGUGAGGUAAGAAAAUAUCAGUAUUAGCUUCAGUGACAGGUCGAGUUAUCAGUGAUUUUUCUGUAGUCUGUGAGAAGGAAUAAGUGUGACCUGGUACUCAUCUUUCAGUUUCAAGGCUAAGAUGAAGCUGGCCAUAAGUAAGAAGGCUACCUGACACACUGACCAGUGGGAAAGCAAACAGACCCCAGGAUGACAUUCUCUGCUCUGCCUGAGUCUAUAAACAUGUACUGUUGUCACAUUUGUCAUGAGAACCUCACUGUAAUCUAAGACUGUACUAACUCAUUCAUGUAUAUUGUGUAUAUGUGCAACACAUUAUACAGAAUUGUAAAAAGGUGAAUUUAGCAAGACAGUGAAGUAAGUUUUAUCUGAACUGGGGAACAUUCUGUAGUUGGUUAUUAUUAAUUGUUCAAAAUAAAAUAAAAGAUUUAGCUUCUAAAAA